This is a messenger RNA of Alternaria burnsii, 1431 nucleotides long. Its product is annotated as aldehyde dehydrogenase. The record is from RefSeq and is a predicted model, not a curated record. Lineage: Eukaryota; Fungi; Ascomycota; Dothideomycetes; Pleosporales; Pleosporaceae. Bases 1 to 1431 code for a protein of 476 amino acids. The transcript has a single exon. Gene Ontology annotation, molecular function: succinate-semialdehyde dehydrogenase (NAD+) activity.
AUGUCCUCCCCUACGGACUCCACGAUUCCCCUUUGGAUCGACAACCAGCCCAUCCACACCAAGACCACCAUCCCGGUAACCCAAGCUACAUCCAAGGAAAUCGCUCACUACGCCUCCUCUGCAUCCUCCACCGAAGCGACUCAAGCCGCCAUCUCCUCGCUCUCAGCCUUCAAAUCCUGGCGUUCAACCUCGCACACCACCAGACGCGCCCUUCUCCAGCGUGUUGCAACACACUAUAGCACCCACGCCGACGCUCUCGUCGCCGCGCAAAUCGCAGAAACAUCCUGCACAGAAGCCUGGGCGCGUCAAAAUGUCAACCUAUCAAUCUCAUACCUCAAUGAGAUCGCUGCACAAAUAAGUUCUGUAAAUGGCGUUAUUCCUCCAACAGAGAAGCCCAACACCCAGGGUUUUGUGUUCAAGGAACCAGUUGGACCGGUUUUGUGCAUCGCACCCUGGAAUGCAGCGCUCGUUCUUGCAACGCGGGGAAUAGCAAGUGCGAUCGCAGUAGGCUGCACUGUGGUCUUCAAAGCAAGUGAACUAUGUCCAGAAACCCACGGACUCAUCACAAAAGCCUUCUCAGAAGCGGAUUGUCCCGCUGGUGUGUUGAAUCAGAUUCAAUGCGGACGGGAAAACGCAGCAGAAGUUACCGAGACGUUGAUAGCGCAUGAAGCCAUUCGCAAAAUUGAAUUCAUCGGUAGUGCGGAGGUGGGCAAGAGGAUCAUGGGGAUUGCAGCAAAGUACCUCAAACCCGUAUUAAUGGAACUCGGCGGGAAGUGUCCGGCCAUUGUACUCGAGGAUGCAGAGUUGGAAGAAGCGGCAAAGCAAUGUGCUAUGGGUGCGGUAUUGCAUCAUGGGCAAAUUUGUUUCAGUACCGAGAGGAUUAUUGUAAUGGAGCCUGUGGCGGAGAAGUUCAAGGGACUACUCGCUGAAGCUAUGAAGGGAGCCGAGGGUCCGGCUGGAUCGGCGGUAUCCGAGAGUAUUGCAAAGCAUGCUGAGGAUGUUAUUCGGGAUGCGCAGGAGAAGGGUGACGAGGUUCUCGUUGGAGGCAUUGACGCUGCUCCUUCGAGCAGCGGGGUUGUGCUCAAGCCUACGGUCAUCGUCAACCCCUCGUCGUCCUCCCGUAUACUGGACGAAGAGACCUUUGGUCCUUCCGCAUCAUUAUACGUCGUUUCCUCAGACGAAGAAGCCAUCGCGCUGGCGAAUCGCUCUGCGUAUGGUCUCAAUGCUACUGUUUGGACACGCGACAUGGGACGCUUUAUGAAGAUGUCGCGAGAAUUAGAGUACGGCCAAGUCCAUGCUAACAGCAUCUCGGUCUACACUUCGCCGACUGGGAGCCAAGGUGGUGUCAAAGGAAGUGGUUUUGGACGGCAGAACGGACAGUGGGGGCUAGACGAGUUCGUUGUCGAGAAGUUUGUCACUUGGUGUGGGUGA